CUCGCGUCACCACGCCCCCGCCCCGCCCCCUGUCCUAUAAAUUCAGGCUGCAGCCACCCCCGGCGCUCUCUGCUCCUCCCCGUUCGACAGACAGCCGCAUCUCUCGUGAGUGCCAGCCGAGUCUCUGAGACACGAUGGUGAAGGUCGGAGUGAACGGAUUUGGCCGUAUCGGGCGCCUGGUCACCAGGGCUGCUUUUCACUCUGGCAAAGUGGACAUUGUUGCCAUCAACGACCCUUUCAUUGACCUCAACUACAUGGUCUACAUGUUCCAGUAUGAUUCCACCCAUGGCAAGUUCCAUGGCACCGUCAAGGCUGAGAACGGGAAGCUUGUCAUCAAUGGAAAGUCUAUUACCAUCUUCCAGGAGCGAGAUCCCGCCAACAUCAAAUGGGGUGACGCUGGUGCUGAGUACGUUGUGGAGUCCACCGGUGUCUUCACUACCAUGGAGAAGGCUGGGGCUCACUUGAAGGGUGGAGCCAAGAGGGUCAUCAUCUCUGCCCCUUCUGCUGAUGCCCCCAUGUUUGUGAUGGGCGUGAACCACGAGAAGUAUGACAAGUCCCUCAAGAUUGUCAGCAACGCCUCCUGCACCACCAACUGCUUGGCCCCCCUGGCCAAGGUCAUCCAUGACCACUUUGGCAUCGUGGAGGGACUUAUGACCACAGUCCACGCCAUCACUGCCACCCAGAAGACUGUGGAUGGCCCCUCUGGGAAGAUGUGGCGUGAUGGCCGAGGGGCCGCCCAGAACAUCAUCCCUGCUUCUACCGGCGCCGCCAAGGCUGUGGGCAAGGUCAUCCCGGAGCUGAAUGGGAAGCUAACUGGCAUGGCCUUCCGUGUCCCCACCCCCAACGUGUCUGUUGUGGAUCUGACGUGCCGCCUGGAGAAACCUGCCAAAUAUGACGACAUCAAGAAGGUAGUGAAGCAGGCAUCGGAGGGCGCCCUCAAGGGCAUCCUGGGCUACACGGAGGACCAGGUUGUCUCCUGCGACUUCAAUAGUGACACUCACUCUUCCACUUUUGAUGCUGGGGCUGGCAUUGCCCUCAACGACCACUUUGUCAAGCUCAUUUCCUGGUACGACAACGAAUUUGGCUACAGCAACAGGGUGGUGGACCUCAUGGUCCACAUGGCCUCUAAGGAGUAAGAGCCCCUGGACCACCAGCCCCAGCAAGAGCACACGAGGAAGAGAGAGGCCCUCAGCUGCUGGGGACAGCAGCAACUCGAUCCCCCAACACACUUGAGAAUCUGACCUCCACACAGUUUCCAUCCCAGACCCCCUGAAGAAGGGGAGGGGCUUAGGGAGCCCUGCCUUGUCAUGCACCAUCAAUAAAGUACACUCAACCCAG
Camelus dromedarius (Arabian camel) is the source of this 1338-nucleotide messenger RNA. It is a transcript of the gene GAPDH, whose product is annotated as glyceraldehyde-3-phosphate dehydrogenase. Gene Ontology annotation, biological process: glucose metabolic process; glycolytic process. Gene Ontology annotation, molecular function: NADP binding; glyceraldehyde-3-phosphate dehydrogenase (NAD+) (phosphorylating) activity; NAD binding. Gene Ontology annotation, cellular component: cytosol. Lineage: Eukaryota; Metazoa; Chordata; Mammalia; Artiodactyla; Camelidae. The record is from RefSeq and is a predicted model, not a curated record. The transcript has 12 exons. The coding region runs from base 135 to 1136 and encodes 333 amino acids.